AUGUAUCUCAUGUCACUUAUUACGACGGUAAUGUUGCUCUUUAUGGGCAUUACCAAUGGUCACUUCACCGUAGAGCACCCUCCUACUAUCGGUCCAUUCAACGACGACGCCGAGGGUGACCAUCCCUGUGGUGGCUACUCACCUGAUAUCACCAAAGUCUCUACCACGGAUUUCCAUGUAGGCGGCGACGUCAUCGCCACUACACUCACUCAUCCCGAGAGUACCUGGUUAUAUCGUAUCAACAUCGACCCCACCGCACAAGGCAACUGGACCGAAGUCUGGCCCACCUUUCAGCAGAGCGGCCAGGGCAAAUUUUGCAAUCCCCGAGUCACCAUCCCUCGCGAAUUUAUUGGCAAGAAGGGUUUUCUCGGUAUUGUAUCUCAUGCUGUAGACGGAUUUCUAUAUCAGUGCUCCGCUGUCAACUUCAUCGAGGGAACUGCUACUCCGCCUAGCGAUUGCACCAACGGAUCAAGCGUCACGACCAGCUGGAUUUCCGAUGAUCAGCUGACUGCCAAGCUGAACGAGUCUACUCCGUCGUCAUCUGAGCACACUCCCAACUUUGCCGUCUCAAGUAAGGGAGGGGCGUUCCAGGGCUUUAGUGGCAUGCUCACGAUUGGCUUGAUGAUUGUUCUAGGCGUAAUGUUGACGGUUUAA
Molecule: messenger RNA, 654 nt
Organism: Daldinia childiae
Lineage: Eukaryota; Fungi; Ascomycota; Sordariomycetes; Xylariales; Hypoxylaceae
Exons: 2
Coding region: 1-654 (217 amino acids)
Source: RefSeq, a predicted model, not a curated record